Messenger RNA from Grammomys surdaster, 1494 nucleotides. RefSeq lists its product as uncharacterized. Gene Ontology annotation, cellular component: nucleus. NCBI's taxonomy places the organism in Eukaryota, Metazoa, Chordata, Mammalia, Rodentia, Muridae. The transcript is spliced from 2 exons. The coding region runs from base 1 to 1494 and encodes 497 amino acids. The record is from RefSeq and is a predicted model, not a curated record.
AUGGCCACGAAGUCUCCCCCAGAGAAGGUGCUGAAGGCACGUAGAGACACUGUCAGGUCCCGAGGUAAAGCUCCCGCUGCUUCGCUUCUCCCAGGCCACAGUGACACCUCAGCGGCCGGCCAGGGCCUCAGAGCUGAAAUGACUGCAGCCGACGCCAUCUCCAUGACUGGUGAAAACCUGGGGCUAUUUUCUGUGCCUGAGAAUCAGCAUUUCGACCCUGGGGGUAGCCGUGGCCCAAACAUUGAACUUGGAGGUGUUAGGCCCAGGACGAGAAGCCAGAGAGAGGUAGGCCAAACCCCGAAAGGCGGGAAAGGCGGGAAAGGCGACAGCGGGGCCCCGGCUCAAACAAAGAGCAGUAGAAAGAGGAAGCAGCCCAACCAAAGCCCAACUACAGAAUGUGCAGGUGGGCUUCAGCUUCCGGAAGCUCUAGAGUCGCCGGGUACACCUCAGCCACCAUCUUCUCUGAGCUCUCAGCCUAGCAGCAGCCACCAUUUUGAACUUUCAGUGGGGAACCUAGAAUCCCCAGGGCCUACCCUCAGGAGCAGCACCGCGCGAGGCAAUGUGUCUACUCCAGCCCCUAAGGUCCCGAGACAAGCCGUUCUGACUGUUUCUGGUCCUCACAGCCGUGCACCUGAGUCCAGCUGUGAAGGGCGCGACCACUCCACCCCUGUUGGCCAGGAACUCUGUCAACAGGCCCCCCUGCAGGUUCCUGAUGAUGGACUUUGUCACAGCGGUCCUGACCUCAAAGGCAGUGUGACCCCUGAAGUCAGGGUUCUCCGCUCUCGAGUCAUAACAUUUGGUGGUGAUAGCAGUGCAUCGGUGGUCAGCCCUGAAGUUCGCCCCGAAGCCGACAGCAUCCGCAGGAGUUUACGUCCUCGGGCCACUCCGCGGGUUCCUGUUCUUUACAAAUAUACCCUUGGGUCUAGUUCUGAUAGCAGCAGCCGUCCAACACCGCGCAGAAGCAGCCGCAUUGCAUCCAGACUUGGCUCUGACCACCAACAAAGCCAUAAAAUAAAGAUGGAGCUGAACCUGGAGCUGGAACUGGAGCCGGAACCAGAAUCAGAGCCAGAGGAGGAAGAGGCAGAGCCAGAACCUGGUCCAAGCAGCCGUGCGCAAGCAAGGCUUUCCACCUUUAGGCCUGCAGUUCGAAGGAGACCCACACGCUCUCCUCCAAGGCGCCCAGUCCGUAUGCGGGCCUCUUCCCCUUCUCCUCCUGGUAGGCUCUAUCCUUUCCCUGGGCAGUAUAAUGAAGGUGCCAGUUCUUCCUCCUCAUUCACCAACGAGGAUGUCUCCUGUGUUUCAAGUUCCCCUUCUUUCCCCCAUAAGUCACCAGAACGGGACUCCUCAUCUCCAUCAGGUGACUUAAGCUCUGUCUCUGGUCCUAGUUCUGAUACCCUUUGGCGUGCCUUUAUACCUGACCUGGAUAACCUUGAUUCUGCCCCUUCUGGAGAGUCAGAGGAAGAAAUAGAGAUUGCCCCUCACCCUCCUGCAUAG